AUGUGCUUUAGAGAUGGUCAGCAAGUUCUUGGAGAGGCAAGUGAACGUAAGAUUCAACAGAUUUCCUUGUCAGGCGUCACGGUGAAACGGAGAAUUAGUGAAAUGUUAGAUGAUAUCAUGGAACAAGUGAUACAGGAGAUUAAACCGUCUCCAACUGGUAUGUUCACAAUACAGUUGAAUGAGUCAACGGGUGUGAGUUCUUGUGCACAGCUACUUGCGUUUGUUAGGUAUGUAUUCCUGCGUGACAUCAAGGAUGAAUAUCUGUUCUGUAUACAGCUUGAAACUACCACAACAGCUUUAGAUGUGAUGGAAAAGUUGACUUCUCUCUUCACAACUAACGGGAUCACCUGGAAAAAAAUCUGUGGAGGCUGUACUGAUGGGGCCCCGACGAUGCUGGGAUCGAAAUCGGGGUUACAGAAGCACUUCAAGGAAGUAGCUCUGAUUGCCAAAGGGGUUCAUUGUGUGAUCCAUCGUUUUACACUGGCGUCGAAAACCCUCCCUGAUGCCCUCUGCAAGAUCCUGGAGGCAGUGGUAAAAUGCGUCAACUUUGUGAAAACAGGAGAUUUGAACUCUCGCUUUUUCCAGAACCUCUGUAGAGGCAUGGAUUCAGAGCAUGAAGCCCUCCUCUUUUACUCCAAAGUACGAUGGCUUUCCACGGGUAAUGAUGUGAAUCGAGUGUUCGAACUUCGGGGAGAACAUAAGUUGUUCCUGGAAAUGAAAGGGAAGGAUGAUCUACUAAGUCACUACAACGAGGUGUUGUGGGAGCCACGUCUUUCGUACCUGGCAGACAUAUUUGAGCAGCUAAACAGGCUGAAUCUCAAGCUACAAGGCAAGGAAAGAAAUGUGUUUCACCACAUUGACUGUAUUCGUGCAUUUCUUGACAAACUCCAGAACUGGCAAAGGAAAGUCAGUGCAGGAAAUUUUGCCAUGUUUGAGAAUAUCUCAAUUGUUCUUGACGAGAUUGAAGAGGAUCAUCUACUUGACCCAUCACUCAAAAAUUUUAUAAUUCAACACUUGAAAUCUUUGGAAAGUGAGCUCAAAAGGUACUUCCCAAAAUUCGAGAAAGAAAGGAAAUUGGUGAGGAAUCCUUUCUCUGGCACUCUUGAUAUUGCUGUCAUUCCCGACGAUGGUCAGCACGAAUUCCUUGAUCUCAGGAACGAAUCUGCUGUCAGAGACCUCUAUGAAGAAAAAUAUCUGACUGUUUUCUGGUGCUCAAUGUAUCAGUCAUAUCCAAAACUGACUGGCAGAAUAACCCUCAGUCACGGACCAAAGCUGAAACCUUCCACGAGAAAAAAAGCGGCGGCCCAGCGCAAGCUUCGAAAUCUAAGGAACAAAUGGUAG
Homarus americanus (American lobster) is the source of this 1341-nucleotide messenger RNA. RefSeq names its product zinc finger BED domain-containing protein 5-like. The record is from RefSeq and is a predicted model, not a curated record. The transcript has 2 exons. Lineage: Eukaryota; Metazoa; Arthropoda; Malacostraca; Decapoda; Nephropidae. The coding region runs from base 1 to 1341 and encodes 446 amino acids.